UCAAGAUUCGGACGAGAAUUCCGGAGCUGAAAGUAUUAGUUCCAAAUAUUAUAACCAUUUCCCCUCAGGACGAUUAUUGCACAGCGAAAUGUUUGUAAACAAGACCGGCGUGCACCUGCCGUCACCCGAGCUACUGCACACGGGGCACUGUCGGCUGCGGCUCACCCCCGACUACCUGCAGACGGCCGUGGACGCUUUCGCCAUCAUACUCGAGGGCAGCCUGGCGGACGUGCGAGCCUUGCCCAGCGACUAUGUGCUGCGAUCUGCACGCACAAUUUCCAUCAUGAAACUACCUCAGGAGAAGUUAAGUGCCAUGUGGGACGUCGUGUUGAAUGGACGGAAGCCUGGCGAGAUCGCAUACAAGACUUUAGAGAUUUAUAGACCUCUAUUCAAGUAUCUCAGUGGGCAGCAAAUGGCGCAGCUAAAUUUGAGUGUUCCCAGGAUUGUUAACUAUAUAGGCACGCAUCCUGAACUUACCAGGCAUCAGGUGGGCGUCGUGGCAAGUAAAUAUAUAAAAAUUAACCGGAACUGGCGUAAAAUAGCAUCUUUAAAUAACAUGAAUAACCUACUAUGUGGAGUGCCGAUGACUUUUAUGAGGAAGUUAGACGGCGCCGAGUACCUUAAGUUGGAUCACCAGGUGUUUUAUCACAUACGAGCUUGUGACCCCCUCCAAAAGCGAUUCUACUUGAACAUGAUGACUAGAACUCAGGCGCUGGGGAAAUCGUAUAGCUGGAGCGCCAGAGACGUGUCGCGCCUGGGACUGUUGCUGGCCGAGGUGGAGGGCUCGGCCCUAGCGAACAUCGACCCUAAGGCGAUGGCCGGGGUCUCUGCCCACGUAAUGGCAGAGAUGAGGCCGGAAAAUAUAAAACACCUUAGAGAUUUGCAGAUCAAGUAUUUGAAACGGAAGGUAAGGAACAUUAUGUCUCGAAAACUUAAGGAGUACGACGCUCUGAUGGCAGACACGGCUUGUAGAGUCAAGACAAAUAUAUUUCUUAGAUUAUUAUUUGUUUUGUACAGUAAAGUUGUGCUAAUAAAUUAAUAAUAUAAAUUUAUCACAGCGGU
Messenger RNA from Cydia amplana, 1062 nucleotides. RefSeq lists its product as uncharacterized. NCBI's taxonomy places the organism in Eukaryota, Metazoa, Arthropoda, Insecta, Lepidoptera, Tortricidae. The record is from RefSeq and is a predicted model, not a curated record. The transcript has 7 exons. The coding region runs from base 89 to 1039 and encodes 316 amino acids.